UGGCAGGACGUCCGGCUUCCAGCUCGUAACUUUAGUACUGUUAGCAACCAAAGAGAGAAUUAAAUAUGGGUGAUAUUGAGAAAGGCAAGAAGAUUUUUGUUCAGAAGUGUGCCCAGUGCCAUACUGUGGAAAAAGGAGGCAAGCACAAGACUGGGCCAAAUCUCCAUGGUCUCUUUGGAAGGAAGACAGGUCAGGCUUCUGGCUUCUCUUACACAGACGCCAAUAAGAACAAAGGCAUCACCUGGGGAGAAGAUACACUGAUGGAGUAUUUGGAGAAUCCCAAGAAGUACAUCCCUGGAACAAAAAUGAUCUUCGCUGGCAUUAAGAAGAAGGGAGAAAGGGCAGACUUGAUAGCUUAUCUCAAAAAAGCUACAAAUGAGUAAUAGAUGGCCAUUGCCUUAUUUAUUACAAAAGAGAAAUAUCUCACGGCUUUUUUUAUGUGUACUAUAAUUUAAUUGGUCUCAUUUACCAGAAUUCAGAUCAUGAAUGAGUGACAGAAUAUUUUUGUUGGACAGUCCCGGUUUAACUAAGACUGGCUUGUGGUUAAAUGAAUAUGAUCGGUUUUUUGGAUUUUGAUAGUGAUUCCAGUUCAGUAAAUGCAUCACUGUUU
Nycticebus coucang (slow loris) is the source of this 610-nucleotide messenger RNA. RefSeq names its product cytochrome c, somatic. NCBI's taxonomy places the organism in Eukaryota, Metazoa, Chordata, Mammalia, Primates, Lorisidae. The transcript has a single exon. Gene Ontology annotation, cellular component: mitochondrial intermembrane space. Gene Ontology annotation, molecular function: heme binding; electron transfer activity. The record is from RefSeq and is a predicted model, not a curated record. Bases 66 to 383 code for a protein of 105 amino acids. Gene Ontology annotation, biological process: mitochondrial electron transport, ubiquinol to cytochrome c; mitochondrial electron transport, cytochrome c to oxygen.